AUGAGGAAAACCUCCGAGGAUUGUCUCACUUUGUCUCCAGACUGGAAAGUAGAAGAUGAGGACAUCACACAGUAUAGUCCAGGAGAAAACCCGGCUCCCUCCAAUGUCCAUCCGGCACCACCCAGUGUAGAAGGACCAUCAGAUUCCUUGUAUCCUGAGGAACCUCAGACUGUGUGGGACUGGACCGGCCUUCCAACAGGGAAGAGGUUCUCCUGUACAGAGUGUGGAAAAUGUUUCAGUUAUAAAUCCAUUCUUAAUGUGCACAAAAGAUCUCACACGGGGGAGAAGCCGUAUUCCUGUCCUGAGUGCGGGAAAUGUUUUUCAAUGAAGACCAAUCUGUGCACAGAUCAGAAAUCUCACACGGGGGAUAAGCCGUAUUCCUGUCCUGAGUGCGGGAAAUGUUUUUCAGAGAAGUCCAGUCUUUACACACAUCAGAGAACUCACACAGGGGAGAAGCCGUAUUCCUGUCCUGAGUGUGGGAAAUGUUUUUCACUGAAGUCCAAUCUUUACACACAUCAGCGAUCUCAUACGGGGGAGAAGCCAUAUUCCUGUUCUGAGUGCGGGAAAUGUUUUACAAGUAAGUCCAGUCUUUACAGACAUCAGAGAUCUCACACGGGGAAGAGCUUCUCCUGUACUGAGUGUGGGAAGGGUUUCCAUUAUAAAUCUGGUCUUAAUAGGCAUAAAAUAACUCACACAGGGGAGAAGCCAUAUUCCUGUCCUGAGUGCGGGAAAUGUUUUUCAGAGAAGUCCGGUCUUUACAGACAUCAGAGAUCUCACACGGGGGAGAAGCCGUAUUCCUGUCCUGAGUGUGGGAAAUGUUUUUCAGAGACGUCCAGUCUUUACAGACAUCAGAGAUCUCACACGGGGGAGAAGCCAUAUUCCUGUACUGAGUGUGGGAAAUGUUUUUCAGUGAAGUUCCAUCUUAACACACAUCAGAGAUCUCAUACGGGGGAGAAGCCAUAUUCCUGUCCUGAGUGUGGGAAAUGUUUUUCACAGCAGUCCAAUCUUUUCAAACAUCAGAGAUCUCACACAGGGGAGAAGCCAUAUUCCUGUCCUGAGUGUGGGAAAGGUUUUCCAGAGAAGUCCCGUCUUUACAAACAUCAGAGAUGUCACACGGGGGAAAAGCCGUAUUCCUGUCCUGAGUGUGGGAAAUGUUUUUCAAGUAACUUCAAUCUUUCCAAACAUCAGAGAUCUCACACGGGGCAGAAGCCACUUUCCUGUCCUGAGAAUGAGGAGGAGGGCCGUUAG
Molecule: messenger RNA, 1248 nt
Organism: Staurois parvus
Lineage: Eukaryota; Metazoa; Chordata; Amphibia; Anura; Ranidae
Source: the annotation of a GenBank genome assembly